This is a messenger RNA of Colossoma macropomum (tambaqui), 1373 nucleotides long. It is a transcript of the gene fabp10b, whose product is annotated as fatty acid binding protein 10b, liver basic. The transcript has 4 exons. The record is from RefSeq and is a predicted model, not a curated record. Bases 645 to 1031 code for a protein of 128 amino acids. Gene Ontology annotation, cellular component: nucleus; cytosol. NCBI's taxonomy places the organism in Eukaryota, Metazoa, Chordata, Actinopteri, Characiformes, Serrasalmidae. Gene Ontology annotation, biological process: fatty acid transport. Gene Ontology annotation, molecular function: fatty acid binding.
AUUACAAUUAAUUGGGAAGACUAGAGAGAAUUCAUUUUUUACGUGAUAAAAUAAACUCCUGCUAGUGAAAAUUGAAUUUUGACAGACAUUUAAUUUCUACUAGUUUAAAGAACAUUUCUGUUUGUAAAAACUGAACUUUUAAGAUUUAAUGGGAUCAAAUUCGGAGGUGUCUUUCCUGACUGUUUCAGCUAAGUGUGAACACCAUCACGUAUGAAAUAACUGUAAAUAGCAGUAAUAAUAACUGUAAAUAUGUUGAUGUUUUGUGGAGGUUUACAGUGAGAGUGCUCUCACUCUUCAGUAAAAGGCUGUUUGAAGGUGAACGGUGGUCUCUGAGGGGUGUUUUCUGCUGUAACACAGCUCCCUCUGUAGUUAAUGGUGUCUGUUUCCCUCUGUGGCUGUUUUUCUGCUGUUUCGUGGUAGCUCCCCGUGAGUACAGUGACGCUUUCAGAGUUGAUGAUGGUUGUCUAGUAACAGGUGAACCCAGGAAACAUCAGCAUCCCCACAGGACUCAAUUAAAUCUCCCACUAACGAGCUUAACGACACAGUGACCAGCAGUUCGUCUCAAAACCUCAGACCUCCGUCAGUCUGCUCUCAGUCUGAGACCCUGAAACGGCCAGCAGGACGCUGCCUCAGCUCUGAGCGCCAUGGCGGUGGACUUCAGUGGGAAAUGGGAGAUGUACGAGCAGAGUGAUCCAGAGGAGUUCCUCAAGGCCAUGGCUGUUCCUGAUGCGAUAGCGAAGAGGAUGAGGGAGGUGAAGCCUGUAACCAUCAUAAAGCAGGAUGGGGAGCACUUUGAGAUUUCAAUCAAAACUCCACUCCGCACCAACACCAACUCCUUCACCAUCGGCCAGGAGACCGAGUUCUGCACCAUGAACGGGAUGAAGUGCAAGACCACGGCUCAGCUGGUGGAUGGGAAGAUCGUCAUAGAGACGGAGACACUCUCUCAUGUGCGGGAGAUCCAGGGGGAGGACAUGGUGGAGACCCUCACAGCUGGCUCUGCGACCCUCGUCAGGAGAAGCAGGAGAGUCUGACGCCACAGCUGGAUUUAAAUCUACCUCUUCGUCUCAGUUUCACUGUUAGAUGUGAAUAAAUCUGUGAAUAAAUUCAGAGAAAUAUGUGAAUCUUUUAUUAAACUGUCCAGUCGUUCCCUGAUCGUUCAUUUAUUAUAUAUCUAUACUAUUUAAUGGCAUCAGUGAUCCCCAUUAAAGAUUAUAAAGAGGAAAAUAAUUAAAAUGACACCAGUAACUGAAAUGUGGUAAUUAUACAAAUACGCAUACAUUACUUACUUUCCAUAGCUUUUAUUCUCACGCUACAAAGCCAGCCUGUAUAACAUUGCCACCCCAACUUCUAAAUAAACAGAUGGAAAUCAUUCA